AUGGGCUGUUUUGCAAGCAAAAAGCCGGACCCAGCAAAGAACGAUCAGGAAGAAAGACUACCUGAAGAUGACGAAGAGACGAACCAGCUCAUCGAAGCGAUCGCUCAAAGAAUCGUGGGCAUUCGCACAAAAGCGGAGGACUACAGCGCGCAGCUGCAAGUCCAAGUCGCGGAAAUCGAAAACUCGAAGCUGGGGAUUCUGGAAGAGCAGCCUGUCAGAGUCAACGGCGUGGUCACGGUCGGUUACGAGCCAGAGAGCUCCACUCCAGAAGUUCCUUUGCUCGAAGCGAGAGAAGGGCAGGAAGUAGAAAUCUUGGUCCGUGAGAUGGGAGGCUGGGCGUACUGUCGGCGCGUUGGCGACAAGACGCCGGGCUGGUUGCCAGCGGAUCGAAUAGCGGAGUUGGCUCAGCUGAUCGCAGAUCAUGAAGUGGGUGAUGCAGAAGGACUGUUGAACCUCAAGCUUGGCGAUGUAGUGGAGGUCGUCAGUCGGCAUUACAGUGGCUGGGCACAGUGCCGUUUGUGGACUGGCCCGCAGCUUCCUGGAUCAACAAACGACAGGCAGAUUGGUUGGGUAACCGACGCCUACCUGCAAGACAACCGCUCGGAAGCGAUGCUUGCGUCCAAAUGGCAUCGGCUCGUUCUGCAAGCUUUGGAGGAGGUGGUGGCGUACGCUGUGCAGCUGGAAACAUACCUUGCACAGGCAAUGGGAAAGAGUAGCUGCGAAGCACUGGGCAGCGAUUGUUGCAACCUUGUCCAAGCGAAGGAGCAAGGGACGAAAGCACCCACUAGACACUAG
Molecule: messenger RNA, 795 nt
Organism: Symbiodinium sp. CCMP2592
Lineage: Eukaryota; Dinophyceae; Suessiales; Symbiodiniaceae
Source: the annotation of a GenBank genome assembly